AUAUCAAAUUCAUGAAUUGAGUAUGCGCAUAGUAGUAAACCAAGCAUUAUUUGAUAAAAAGGUAGUUUCUACUGGAUAAGACGUCAAAUACCAGUUCAACCGUACGUGAUUGUGUAUUAAAUUGUUCCCCAAUUAAAUUCAUGCUUAGCUCUUAAUUGAAUGAAAACAAUCGGUUUUUGAGUAAAAUGAAUAUCUACGUACUUGUAUUUUUGGGAUCCUGCAUAGCCGAAAAAAUCAGUUAUGAGCAUUACAAAGUCUUUCGAACCCACCCUGAAACGCAGCAUGAUCUGCACCUCCUUAAACAGUUCGCGGAAAGAAUACCAGCCAUAGACUUCUGGAACAGACCCAAUGAAUUUAACACUGAUAUUGACGUCAUGAUUCCACCAGAACACGAGAAAGAAUUUGAAAAUUUCCUGUACACUAGAAAUAUCGACUCGGAGAUAGUCAAGCAGGAUGUUCAAGAUCUCAUUAAGAAGCAGCACAGUUGUUCGACAGGCAGAUGUGCAUUGGGGUGGACUCAAUACGCUACACUAGCUCAAAUAGACGCUUGGUUGUAUAGUUUGCCAAAACAUUACAAAACAGUUAAAGUAAUAAUCGCUGGGAAGACAUUCGAAGGCAGAAACAUUACAGGAGUUCAUCUAUCCUAUUCCAGGGAUAACAGACAUAAAGCUAUUUUUAUCGAAGCGAAUAUGCAUGGUCGAGAAUGGAUUACUUCAGCAGCUGCAACUUUCAUUCUGAAUGAACUGUUGACUAGUAAAAAUCCAGAAAUCCGAAGAGUAGCUGAGAGUUACGAUUGGUACUUUGUUCCUGUUGCGAAUCCUGAUGGCUUCGUUUAUUCACAUGAGCAGGAUCGUAUGUGGUACAAAACGAGAACGAACCAUAAUUGGCUCUGCAGAGGAGCUGAUGCGGCUAUUAACUGGGACAUCCAUUGGUCAGAGCCCGCUACUUACACUCAUCCAUGCAUUGAGCCCUAUCCAGGACCAAAGCCAUUCUCCGAGUCUUGUACCAAAACGAUGUCCCAAUACUUCUACAAGAUGGGUGAUUAUUUGAUAGCUUACUUGAGUUUUCACUCUUAUGGUCAAAUUCUCGGGAUACCAUACGGUCACAGCCCUGAUCUACUUGACAAUUAUAAUACAACGUACAGUAUAGGACUUAAGACUGUCGAAAGCAUAGCAAAGCGCUAUGGUACAAGGUAUACGGUGGGAAAUUUAUAUAAUGUCAAGGGUCAUUCUGGCGGAUUUAGCGUCGACUGGGUGAAGGAUAUGUUCAGACUACCAUUAGUGUAUGUGUUUUAUUUGAGAGACAAUGGAAAAUAUGGAUACACUCUUCCACCAGACCAAAUCAUCCCAACAGGUCUCGAAACGUUGGAUGGUAUUGUUGCCAUGCUCAAAGCAUAUGAAGAAACACCAUGGUCGGCACACUAUUUUAAGAAGCUUCCAUGAAUAUAAUUCAAUAUGUUGAAG
Molecule: messenger RNA, 1463 nt
Organism: Coccinella septempunctata (seven-spotted ladybird)
Lineage: Eukaryota; Metazoa; Arthropoda; Insecta; Coleoptera; Coccinellidae
Product: zinc carboxypeptidase-like
Exons: 6
Coding region: 186-1442 (418 amino acids)
Biological process (GO): proteolysis
Molecular function (GO): zinc ion binding; metallocarboxypeptidase activity
Source: RefSeq, a predicted model, not a curated record